GCUCACCCAGUGGAUACUUUUCUGGCAUGUGACCUCCCCUCUGCUCCUGAGUCUCUUACUCCCAUCAUCCAAACCGUCUUUCUGUUCACCCUCUUGGUCCUCGCAGCAGGCUCCAGCCAGGUUGCUUCUUGCUGCACAGACAAGGCUGAAGUGUUCAGACCGACGAUGGUUCACAGCCGAAGACGGGAGCGUAACCUGGGCAAGAAAGGUGCCUCAAGAGCUGCUGGUGGGACCAGUAGAGGUCACGUGGUGCCAAAGGGCGUGGCCCGGCAGUUCGUGUGCAGCGCCGGAUCUGGAAGCUCAUUGGUCGCCAGCCACUGGGUGGGAAACAUGGAACCCCAAGAAAUAUCUGCUGUGCCCAGCUGCCCCUCCAACUUCAAAAGCACCACAGUGCGUGAGACUGGAACCCCAUGUGGGCUUGAACGUGGCCCCAGAAGAGCUGUAGGUCUCUGUGACCGCUGUUACAACCAUGGCAUCACUACCCAAAUCAUGGGCCAGGAGCAUAACUGCCACUUCCAGGCCUGCCAGUGUCACAAUUGUGUCAUCAUCUCGGAACCCUGCAAGGUCUUGCCUACUAUGACUACCCGGAAGAGAGAGCAGGGGACACAGAUAAAGAAACACCAGGCUCUAGGGCUGAUGAAGAAUACGGCUAUUGCUCCUAGGGCUCCCCUCUAUGUCAAGAAUAUGGCCACAGGAGCAGGAGUCAAUACUGGGAAGGUGAACAUCAUGCCCCAGCCACAGGCCUACCCUUGCUACAUCCCCAAUCUGGGGACACCCCCAAGUGUGUUUCUGUUCAGCCAGACCCCAGAACCUACAUUUCUGCCUUGCACUCCAGUGAUCACGGAGCCUCAACUGGUAUUUGCUAUUUCUGGACAGCCCCAAGGGGCCCCUAUGUUGCCUGCCACAUGCUCAAGACUGAUCCUUCAGCCUUGUGCCACCCUUGACCCUCGUCUACUGCAGCCACAGGUUCUGGGGAAGGUCCAGAAAGGCUCUGAGCAAGAUGUGGUUGCUGCCUCCGAGUGUCAGCGGAAGCUGGAGGCUGCUGAGGCACUGUUGGCUCUGAAAUACUCUCGCCCAGUGCCAACUGACUCCACCACUCUGGCCCAGCCCUGUGGCCCUCCAGCUCCUGCUGGAGAUAAAACACACCAGACUCCUGGUUCUGCUCUGCACCCCAGGCCUACUACCUCCAUCUCACUGCCUAUUGGAUAUAUAGGUUGCAUCUCUCUCUUGAGAUAAGAGCCCAGAGGACAGCACAUGUCUAAGGCACUGCUUAUUUGAUAUCCUGUUUCUGAGUUACAGAAUGGUUAGAGUUAACUGCUGAAUUUUUAGAGCAGUAGGAUGUUUUAUAAGUUUGCAGACCCUUUUUAUUAUGUGAUGCAAUUCCCUGGUUGAGAUUGAACACUCUUACUCCUUUAGAUACUUGAAUUCAUUUUUGUUUCUUAUUAACAAUAGAAACGUUUACCCUAAAAAGAUAAAUAUGUUAUUGGAGUUCACAAUGAAUUUGUAUGUAAGCCUGUUUAUUUUUCUUGUAAGUGGGGACAUACCCUGUUUAAUCACAUCUGUAUUCAUUCAUGCAUAAACAUUAUUCUGCCUUUAUGCCUAUUUUUUGUAUGUGUGCAGAUAAUAAACUCUUGUUGUAAGGCAUGGAAAGUAUGGGUCUUUGUUACUGCACCAGAAAAGAGAUGAUUCUGACUGUUACACACUUGUUCAACCCAUGAUUCACAAUGAGUAUCACCUUCCCCAAUAAGUGGAAUUUCUUAACAAGGCAAGAUAAGAAGGUGAUAGAGUAAAAAGUUGGGGCAUUUAUUCACUGAGCAAUCGACAGACUUGUCCUACUGGUGUAGCUUGUUUCUAGUUGUCCAGAGGGCUGGGGGAAUGGCAAUGAUCACAGGAUUAAGCAGAUCAUGUUUAAGCAGGUCCUACUUGAUAUGGACAACUCCUAGUACAUGUUGUCCUUAAAACGGCAGCUACUGCUCUGCUCAAGCCAUUUGCUGUCAUGGAGUAAUGUGGGAACAUUUUUAACAAUGCGGAUUUGACAAGAGAAUAAGGAAUUCUAGAUUUUUAUGUAAAUUUACUCAAUUUGUCAGUGUUAGGAAAAUGGCACAGUGUUAUCUAUGGCGCAAUCUACACCCUAGCACUAUCUUAGGCUCUAGCCCCUGCUGCCAUUGCUAGAAGCCAGGUGGCCAAAUGGCCCAACCACCGAUGUCAAGCUCCACCCCCAUCCUAAUGGGAUUCACUGCUUCUGCUUCCCUGCCCGCCCUCUGACAAAGUUUUAAAAGGACCUGUUCCUGAACAUGUGGCUCUCUCGGCUCCUCUCAUCUUCUCUCCUCUCUUGCUCCCCUCUCUCGCUCGUCUUCUCUUCUCUCUCCUCCUCUCUUCUCGUCUUCUCUUCUCUCUCAUCUCCUCUCUCUUGCUCUCUCUCCCUUUCUCCUUUCCUCUUCUCUCUCUCUCUCUUACUUUCUCUUUCUCCUUCUUUUCCCCUUCCCUCCAGCCUGCUGGGUUUUCUCCAAUAAAACCUUUCCCUUACUCUGGUGUUUGGUGUGUUUUGUGGCCACCUUACAUUGAUGCCGAAACCCAGGACCUUACAGUCAGUGUUGGCAGAGGUUUCUUCUUUCGGCGCUGUAUGUGAAUGAAAGCUAACAGUAUAAACCAUCUCUGGCUAAUGGCAUGCUGGUUUAAUUCAGGUCCAAAGUGAAUUGUCCGAUAGGGUCACUGGGACGAUUCAGGACAACAAGAAUCAAAGAGGGAGAGUGAGAUCCACCCAGCUCCUACUUUGAAUCACUCAUGCAGUAAGAGGAAGUGUUGCUGUCUUUGAUAUAGUCUAUGCCCACUCUAUGCUAAGCACACAUAGCCUCACAACACCCCCUGUGAACUAUGGCUCAUUCUUGCCAUUCUAACUAUAGGGAAGCACACUCAAAGAGUGAAAGUCACUUUCAUUCAUGGUUUCAGGAAAGCUUUUUGUCCAAGAUCAGGAAAAAUUCCUUUGUCUUUGCCAUCCACUAAUCAGCUAUUAAUAAUUUUGCAGAAUAAAUUAUAAAAUGUUCAAACCUCAAGGCAGCAGACAAAAAUCAGGAGAUUUUUUCCCCCAAGGUUUGUGGGUCCUUUAUUUCCUCUUAAUCCUAUGGAUUUGUAAUAAUCAUUCAGACCUUCCAGACCUAUUCUUCUCAGUCUUCUGUUGGAGUUCUAAACAUGCAAAGCAAUAGAAACUUCCACCAGACAGCCAAAAAGCUCAAUUGGAAACACGUGGGCAUGCACUCAUUCCUACAAUGUAGCCCCUCUUCUACCUUCCCUCUCUCUCUCUUUAUCCAAGAUGAUUGAUGGUGAUUAUAUCAAAUUGCAACUUAAGCAGUCAGAGUUCUUAUAUCUUGUAUCUGAUGACAGAAUUGCAUAAACACAAAUCACUCAGGACAUGGAGCAAGGCUGAAGUCCAACUCACACUUUCCUUCUUUCCCCUGAUUAGGUACCUUAAUAUAAGAUCCCAAAACUGCCCCUCUUCCAGCAAUACACAAACAAGUCCACAUGAUCUGAGGGAAAGGAACUAGGGACCUGGCAAAGAACUAAGACCCUGGUACAAAAUUGUCUUGCAAAUAUUUGGGUGAAUGAAGAUGUGUAUUUUGGUGAAAGGAUGUGACAUGAAAUGAGAAAGCACAAAAGAAACAAAGUGAUGCAGGUUGGGAAGAGAGAGAGGCCCUUUUCUCUGUUUCUUUUUGUUUGUAGGAGACCAAAUAUCUCCCUGCAGGGCUUU
Messenger RNA from Oryctolagus cuniculus (rabbit), 3745 nucleotides. The record is from RefSeq and is a predicted model, not a curated record. Lineage: Eukaryota; Metazoa; Chordata; Mammalia; Lagomorpha; Leporidae.